This is a messenger RNA of Ylistrum balloti, 1844 nucleotides long. RefSeq names its product dipeptidyl peptidase 2-like. Gene Ontology annotation, biological process: proteolysis. NCBI's taxonomy places the organism in Eukaryota, Metazoa, Mollusca, Bivalvia, Pectinida, Pectinidae. Gene Ontology annotation, molecular function: dipeptidyl-peptidase activity; serine-type exopeptidase activity. The record is from RefSeq and is a predicted model, not a curated record. Gene Ontology annotation, cellular component: vesicle. The transcript has 12 exons. Bases 28 to 1365 code for a protein of 445 amino acids.
GAGGAGGAAACCAAGAAAUAGCAGACGAUGAAGGCAUGUUCCAUAGCUUUGGUUUUGUUGUGUUUGUGCGAGUAUUCGUUUAGCAAUAAAGGAGACUACAAGGAAAAGUUCUUCGACCAGUACAUCGAUCACUUCAACUUUGUUUCGUAUGGCGAGAAGACUUACAAACAACGUUAUUUGAUACAAGAUCGCUGGUGGAGAGAGGGACAGGGACCUAUCCUAUUCUACACUGGUAAUGAAGGGCCCAUUGAUGAGUUUGCAGACAACACAGGUUUCAUGUAUGACAUUGCCCCUGAAUUUGGAGGUCUCCUGUUGUUUGCUGAGCAUCGUUUCUAUGGGAAGUCUAUGCCGUUUGACCCCGAGGUGGCAUUCACCCAGCCCUACAUUGGCCUCCUGACAAUUGAGCAGGCCAUGGCAGAUUAUGUUACACUCAUUACCCAGCUCAAGAUUGAACUCAAUGCUACUGCUAGCCCCGUCAUUGCCUUCGGUGGCAGUUAUGGUGGGAUGCUGAGUGCCUAUAUGCGGUUUAAAUAUCCCAAUAUUAUUACGGGUAGUAUUGCAGCCAGUGCUCCUAUUUUUCUCCUCACCCCUGACCUUGACCGCUCGUUUUUCUUCACGGAUGUUACACAGGACUUUGCUAAGGCUGAUGCAGACUGUGAGGACAGAGUACGCCAAGCUUUUAUACAAAUGGACAGUCUGGCUUCCCAGGGAACUUCAGGACUUGAUCAGUUGUCUGUGACCUUUAACCUCUGCAACCCAUUAACAAGCAAUGAAGAAUAUCGCCACCUACAAGGUUGGGUGAGAAAUGCGUUCACAGUUUUAGCCAUGAUGGAUUAUCCAUACAAAGCUGAAUCCUUUGCCAGUCUGCCAGCAUUUCCUGUGAAGGUUGCAUGUGGGUUCAUGACUAAUGCUGCUGAUGUCAUCGUUGGACUAGCAAAGGCUGCAGACAUCCUGUAUAAUAGUCUACCUGUAAAGUGUCACAACAUCUUCCAAGAAUAUGUGGAGUGUGCAGACCCUACUGGAUGUGGAGUGGGUCCUGACAGCAGAGCCUGGGACUUCCAGGCUUGUACAGAGGUGUAUCUGCCAGCAGGUACCAACAAUGUGACAGACAUGUUCCCUGUUCUUCCCUUCACAGCACAGAUACGUACACAGUACUGCCAGCAGCAGUGGAAUGUCACCCCCAGGAACAGCUGGGCAACCAACCAGUUCUGGGGCAGAGAUCUGGAUAGAGCUAGCAACAUAGUGUUUUCUAAUGGUGAUCUGGAUCCCAUGGAGGAGAGGUGGGGUUUUAAGCACUACCAAUCCGAGCCUAGUAACUCAGCUUGUCAAAGGUGGAGCACAUCACCUAGAUCUCAGGGGAGCUAAUCCUGCUGAUCCACCCAGUGUUCGGACAGUGAGGGAGGUAGAGAAAUCUCAGAUACACAAAUGGGUGAAAGAACACUACACAAAGAUCUUCCGCUCUCAACCUAGUGGCAUGGUCUAGCAAACUCCCGAAUUGUCAGCCUGGUGCAAGGCACAUAUAUAAUCUCUGGCUAGAAGCAAUGGAUAUGUCGAAUUUCCAACCAAGUCUUAUUGAUGAUAUGGAAUAGAAAUACUUUAUUUUUUAACAUAUAUAUUCGAAUGGCUUGAAAGUAAUUUUGGAUUUGAUAAAUGUUCCAGUUCCUAGCAGUUGUCACAGAAAUUCAUCUCGAAUGCCUAUCUCAGUGUUUCUCAAAUUCCUACUUCAAUUCAAUUGAUUUUAGAAGGCUUUGUGCAGAUUUGAAAUACAAACUUUUUGAUAUAUUUUUAUAUACAUAUUUGUAAAUUUUUUCACGUAAUGAAAUAAAUUUUCAUAGUAAAAUUUU